AUGCCGCCUGCAGGUCCACGAGCCUUCUGGGAUUGGGACGAGCUUCCUGGCAUUCCAGGUAAGGAUGAUGCCAAGACCAACAAGGUCCACAUCCGAAUGCAGCAGCGAAACGGCCGAAAGUCCUGGACAACUGUUGCUGGUUUCCCGGAGAAGGUGCGCCUUCCGAAGUCCGGUAACGUCCUCCAAGUCGACUUCGAAAAGAUCUUGAGGGCACUCAAGAAGACCUUCAAGACAAACGGAGUGCUUGUUGACGGCGGUGAUCACGGCCGAGUCAUGCAGCUCCAGGGCGACAUUCGAAAGGAGGUGGCCGAGUUCCUGAUUGAAGUGACUGCCAUCAUCACCAAGGACCAGGUGAUGAUUCACGGAUCCUGA
Molecule: messenger RNA, 372 nt
Organism: Symbiodinium pilosum
Lineage: Eukaryota; Dinophyceae; Suessiales; Symbiodiniaceae
Source: the annotation of a GenBank genome assembly